AUGUCUCUUCGCCUGUUGGCAGCGCUUUCGCUGGCGGCAACCGCCUCUUGCAAGUGGAUCGUCCCGGGAGCCAGAUGGUACGACACAGAGGGCAACAUCUUCAAUGCGCACGCCGGUGGCCUGGCCAUCGACCGCGACUCGGGCAAGUACUUUUGGUUCGGAGAAUACAAGACCGAAGAGCAGCCCGAAGGCGGCGGUAUCUCAGUCUACAGCUCCGAUGAUCUGGCAACGUGGGAGUCGCAUGGUCUAGCACUUGAACCAAUCGAGGGCCACGAGAUGAUCUCGCCCCAUAACGUCAUCCAGCGCCCCAAGGUGCAGUACAGCGACGAGGACAAGAAGUACCACAUGUGGUGGCACGCCGACGACGACAAGUACUCUCUGCUCCUGCAGGGACACGCCACCGCCGACAAUAUCGAGGGGCCCUACACCUACGACAAGGCUGUGAAGCCUCUCGGCAACUGGUCGCAAGACUUCGGCCUCUUUACUGACUUCAAGGAUGGCCGCUCGUACGCCCUGUACUCCAAUGGCGAUCGUGUCGAAGGCCGUGACGUGUACCUGACCUCCUUCAACGACGAGCUCACCGACCUCGAGGAGGUUGUCUUCCGCUGGGACAAGUUCGAUUUCGAGGCGCCCACCAUCAUCCAGACUGACCAUAGCUACUACGCGCUCAUGAGCCACAAGACUGGCUACCGACCCAAUAACGUGGUGGCGUUCCGCGCCGAUGACCUCGCAGGCCCCUGGUCGCAGCCGUUCAUGGUGGCCCCCGCCUAUACACGUACCUUCAGCACGCAGUCCGGCUUCUCGUGGCGCAUCAACGGCACAAAGCAGACCACGUUCCUGUACAUGGCCGACCAGUGGGACCUCAACUCCCUCGACGAGUCGCGCAACGUGUGGCUGCCGAUGGACAUCAACGACCAGGAAGGCACACUCGAGGUGCUAUGGCACGAUAUUUUCGACCUCAACGUGAAGACCGGCGAGUGGUGGCCCAUUGAGGGAACCGAGUACUAUGCCAUUGACGCCAACCUGACGGGCGAUGCCUGGCUGCAGGAGGCGAACUUUGCGAGCUUCAACAGAAUUGCGACUGGCAUCUAUGGCAACGAUAGCAGGGCCAUCUUCGAGGUCGAAGGCGCCGGCGAAGACCAGUGGGUCUCAUUUUACCACCAGAACAUUGACGACAUGGGAUUCGGCGAUCAGCCAUUUGGUCAGCCCGACCGCAUCAACGGCACAUGGCGGAUUCGCCGCAUUAGCAGCGUCGUCGUUAACGACGACGAGGAGAACGUCCACACCCUCUACCAGAAGGAUACCCACAAGGGCAUUAUCCUGUCGACGGCCAUCAAGGUCCCUCUGAAGAAUGGUACUAACACCAUCUCCGUGGGCGGCUUGGACAAUGGGUUCGACGUAAAGGGCGCCGACUUGGACAAGAUUAUCGUGUACCCACCGGAGCCCAAGGAGACGGGCUGCGGAGCUGGUCACCGUCACUAG
Messenger RNA from Emericellopsis cladophorae, 1482 nucleotides. RefSeq lists its product as uncharacterized. The record is from RefSeq and is a predicted model, not a curated record. Gene Ontology annotation, molecular function: hydrolase activity, hydrolyzing O-glycosyl compounds. Bases 1 to 1482 code for a protein of 493 amino acids. Gene Ontology annotation, biological process: carbohydrate metabolic process. The transcript is spliced from 4 exons. Lineage: Eukaryota; Fungi; Ascomycota; Sordariomycetes; Hypocreales; Bionectriaceae.